AUGGCUUCAUCUGGCCUGUUCGAGUCUGCGGACAGCGCCCAGAGGCGGGAACGCGCAGCAAUCGCAGCGCAGGCAUGUCAAACAUGUCGAAAUAGAAAGAGCAAAUGCGAUGAACAACGGCCGAAAUGUGGCCUCUGCAGACGGUUGAACGUCGAGUGUGUUUACCGGGAACCGCUGCCGACAAAGAAAGACAAGACCAUGGUCCAUAUCCUGGACACAUUGACAAGACUCGAGAACAAGUUCGACAAUCUUGCGCUGUCAAACAGCGCUGAAACCCCAGAAACAAACGCAUCCGGUCCCAGAGCUUCUGUCAGCCAUUCAUCAGCCUCUUCGAAUCGAGUUCAUCGGACCGAAGGUUACGGUGCUGGACAGGUUACGCUUGAGCUGCAGCAAGGAUAUCAUCACCUGACUGUUCCGCACAAGAUCAUUCUGUGGCCCAGCAUAUACAUUCACUUAAUCAACUCGGGCAUCAGCGCCGCGUCAGACCUCCAAUUCGUUUUGCAAGAAGGGACGCCAUGGUUCAUCAGACAGGAGAUGUCCGUCCAGAAGACAAUCUUGGCUCCAGGAGUCGGCCUCUCCACUUUCCAAUUGAGUGGGCGCUCUCCUGGACAGAAUCAAUCUGAGAGGGUUGCCUUCACGACUCUGACUGUACAAAGGAUGCAAGAGUAUAGUGAAGCGUACUUCAAUACUUUUAAUGUGCUGGCACCCGUACUCAAUAGGGAACUGUUCAUGUCGCAAACCAUGCCGGGCAUUUUGCAGGACGGCUUCGGUGAUGGUGACGAAAACAGCGUGCUUGCGCUGCUGGUGCUCGCACUGGGCCAGCUUGCUAUCGAAGGCGUGUUCGAGCGGUCUAUCAGCAUGGUCAAUGGCACUCCGAGUGGCUUUCGUGGUGGGACAUUGGAACGACCGCCAGGAAUUGAGAUCUUCAAUGAGGCUCGGCGGCGGCUGGGGUUUAUUGCAACUCAGAACACACUCGAAAAUGUGCAAAUCAUGCUUCUCCAAGCGACCUACUACGAAGCAACAGCGAGGCACCUGGACUUCUGGCGUUCUACAGUCACGGCAUCCAUGGCAUGCCAAGUCUUGAUGAAGUGCCAGAAUCAUGACUGGCAGACUCCGCACGGGGACCUCAUCAAGCGAGCAUACUGGACUUGUGUGCUGAGCGAAGAUCUGUAUCACUUGGACCUUGACCUGCCCCAGAGUGGUAUUCAACAGCUCGAAGACACAGUGCCUCUACCAUAUUUCCACGAGGGGCAGGAUUCGACGACAACAGGCUUUACGGGCGACGGCGAGAGGUCUCAUUUUCAAUAUCACUUCCUUGCUAUGAUUGCUCUACUUUUGAUGAUCGAAGCUUACAGCAUCACAGCAUCCAGCAAUCAAGCAGAGUCUGCUGAUGACUAUGGUGGUCCGCCUGUGACGGUCAUCAGAGAGAUGUCCCGGCAGCUCGAAUCAUGGCGGUCACUGCUCCCUCGCCCACUGCAGUGGCAGGACCACGACAAGCUCGACUUCCCGAACAAUGAUACAACUGUCCGACGACCGAACGAAGCCUUGUUCGCCCCGGAUCAAGGUCCCGUCCCCAUCGGUCACAAGUUCAACCUCGACCUCGUCACAGCUCAAUUGCGAACUCGCUUCUACUAUGCCCGCUUCAUGAUGUACCGGCCGUUCGUCUACAAGGCCUUGCAUUUUCCAGAAUUGAUGACCGAGGACGACUGCAAUUGCUGCGCGUUAGCAAUCAAAUCAGCAUUGCUGUGGCCAAUCGCCAUGGCUCCUCCCAAGAACAAGAAACGCCUCGUCCCACAUCUAUUCGCCUGGACACAGAAUUUCAUGGGCAUUCUCUUGAUCCUCCGCAUGACGACGGAGAAUGAGUGUCUGAAGCAGAUAUGCGAGGAGCAUGUCGACCAAGAAGAGAUUAAAAGGACAGUGUCGCUGAUGUUGGAAUGGGUCCGGGAUGUCCGGCAACUUGAUGGGAUCGCGGAGUGGAGCUGGAAGAUACUGGAACCGCUAUACGGUCUUCGGUAG
Zasmidium cellare ATCC 36951 is the source of this 2016-nucleotide messenger RNA. RefSeq lists its product as uncharacterized. NCBI's taxonomy places the organism in Eukaryota, Fungi, Ascomycota, Dothideomycetes, Mycosphaerellales, Mycosphaerellaceae. The transcript is spliced from 5 exons. The record is from RefSeq and is a predicted model, not a curated record. Gene Ontology annotation, molecular function: DNA-binding transcription factor activity, RNA polymerase II-specific; DNA binding; zinc ion binding. Gene Ontology annotation, biological process: DNA-templated transcription; regulation of DNA-templated transcription. Bases 1 to 2016 code for a protein of 671 amino acids.